Molecule: messenger RNA, 822 nt
Organism: Heterobasidion irregulare TC 32-1
Lineage: Eukaryota; Fungi; Basidiomycota; Agaricomycetes; Russulales; Bondarzewiaceae
Exons: 7
Coding region: 1-822 (273 amino acids)
Molecular function (GO): zinc ion binding; hydrolase activity
Source: RefSeq, a predicted model, not a curated record
AUGUUCAUCGCAGUCGUAGGCACGCGGUUCUCUGGCAAAUCCACCAUUCAGGACUACCUUAUACUCAAAGGGUUCACUCCAAUAACACUGGGAAGUUUCAAACGCAAGCCGCUGCAUUUCUCUUCGCUGUCGGAGCUGUUGGAUUAUACUACCCUCAAUUGGAAUUCUCAUUUCGUCACGGUCGACCUGAAUGUUGCAGAUGCUGUGGAGAGGUUUGUGAAGCGCCCAUGGUUCAUGUUGGUCAGUGUCGACGCGCCUUUGCUUGUGAGAUACCGGAGGUCGUACGAAAGUAAAUUUGUGACGUUGAGGGUCAUUAAUCACUUCGACUCUGUGCAAGCUCUACAUUCAUAUCUAGACGAUUUGGAUCUUCUGAAUCCAGACCGCUUGAGGCCAAGCUGGGAUACAUACUUCAUGACACUUGCAUCGCUGGCAUCAAUGAGGUCCAAUUGUAUGAAGCGUCGUGUGGGCGCUAUCCUUGUCAAGAAUAACCGUAUAGUUGCUACAGGAUACAACGGAACGCCGCGCGGUCUCAAGAAUUGCAAUGAAGGAGGUUGUGCGCGCUGCAAUGGUACUUCCACGCUCAAAGAAGAUUGCCUGUGCCUACAUGCCGAAGAAAACGCGCUGCUAGAAGCAGGCAGAGAUAGGAUUGGCGACGGCGCUGUCCUAUAUUGUAACACUUGCCCAUGCCUAACGUGUACAGUCAAGAUUGUACAAACCGGUGUCAAAGAGGUGGUUUAUAGCUUUAGCUACAAAGUGGACGAAGCUUCAGCUAAAAUAUUCAAGGAAGCGGGCGUCCAACUUCGACGACAUGCACCUCCUUGA